This is a messenger RNA of Humulus lupulus (European hop), 2435 nucleotides long. Its product is annotated as BTB/POZ domain-containing protein SR1IP1. Bases 272 to 2167 code for a protein of 631 amino acids. Gene Ontology annotation, molecular function: protein binding. NCBI's taxonomy places the organism in Eukaryota, Viridiplantae, Streptophyta, Magnoliopsida, Rosales, Cannabaceae. The transcript has 5 exons. The record is from RefSeq and is a predicted model, not a curated record.
UAGUUACUAAAAGAGUGACCAAAAAGUUUUGAGCUUCACUCUUUUUUUUCUCUUCUUUUUUCCUUUCUUUUCCCAAAACUUGCCAUUAUUGCAUAAUGUUUUAGUUUCUGUUUCUCACUGAAAACUUUUGAAAAAAAGGUCCAUAAGAAACAAAAGAGUACCCUGGAUUAGACAUAUAAUUAGUGUUGCCUCAUCACUACCUUUUGGGACAGCAGCAUCUGAAGCUCUCUCUCAUUAUUUCACUCUGUAGUUUACUAUAUAUGAUGGAAAAAUGAUCAUGACAAAGGGGUCUUCUGUCACUGCCAUGGUAGAUCUUGAUCAGGAGCAAACAGCACCUACUGCUGUUAAUAUGAACACCAAAAAGAAGGAACUUCUUUCCACUGCUUUGAAGAGAACCAGUGAAUGGAUUUUUUCUCAAGAGAUUCCUAGCGAUGUUACUAUUCAAGUUGGAGAAGUUUCAUUCUCAUUACACAAGUUUCCUUUAGUUUCGAAGAGUGGACAUAUACGAAAACUGGCAUCGGAAUCUAGUGAUUCUGAUCUUUGUGUCAUCGAGCUUGCUGAUGUUCCUGGUGGGGCAGAAGCGUUUGAACUUGCUGCCAAGUUCUGCUAUGGAAUAAACUUUGAGAUAAGCACAGAAAAUAUUGUCAUGCUCAGAUGUGUGGCAGAGUAUCUUGGGAUGACUGAGGAGUAUGCGGUUGGAAACUUAGUGGGAAGAACUGAAGCUUUCUUGAAUGAAGUGGCACUCAAAAGUCUUGCAGGCGCAGCCUCCAUUUUACAUAUUUCAGAAAGUUUUCUCCCCAUAGCAGAGAAAGUCAAAUUGGUCGGCAAGUGCAUAGAUGCAAUAGCCUAUAUUGCCUGCAAAGAUAGCCAAUUCUGUAUGUCAGGAAGGAGUACUGAAAGUGGGAGUGAGGGUGUGAUUUCUGAAUCAAAACCAGUUGUUGAUUGGUGGGCUGAAGAUCUGACCGUUCUUCGAAUUGAUAUGUUCCAAAGAGUUCUAGUUGCAAUGAUGGCUAGGGGAUUCAAGCAAUAUGCUCUUGGGCCAAUUAUCAUGCUUUAUGCUCAAAAAUCACUGAGAGGUUUGGAAAUAUUUGGUAAGGGAAGGAAGAAAAUUGAGCCACGACAAGAACACGAAAAGCGGGUUGUGCUAGAAACAUUAGUGAGUCUUCUACCAAAGGAGAAAAAUGCUAUGUCAGUUAGCUUUCUUUCAAUGCUGCUCCGAGCAGCGCUAUUUCUUGAGACAACAGUCGCUUGCCGCCUAGAUUUGGAGAAAAGGAUGGGAAUGCAGUUGGGGCAAGCUGUUUUGGAUGAUCUCUUAAUUCCUUCAUAUUCAUUCACUGGAGACACAUUAUUUGAUGUGGGCAGUGUUCAGCGGAUCAUGAUGAAUUUCCUAGAUUACGAAUUGAGUGGUACUCGUUAUGUGUUUAGUGGAGAUGAUGACUAUGUCUCCCCUCCACAAAGUGAGCUCGAACGAGUUGGGAAGCUAAUGGAAAACUACCUAGCUGAAAUAGCCUCUGAUAGAAACUUAUCCAUUUCGAAAUUCAACAGUCUUGCUGAACUUAUUCCAGAACAAUCAAGGGUAACCGAAGAUGGGAUGUAUAGAGCCAUUGAUAUUUAUCUAAAGGCUCAUCCUGCUCUAAGUGACAUGGAGAGGAAGAAGGUUUGCAGCUUGAUGGACUGCCAGAAGCUCUCCCGGGAGGCCUGCGCCCACGCGGCGCAAAACGAUAGGCUGCCGGUACAAACCGUCGUCCAAGUGCUUUACUACGAACAACAAAGGCUCAGAGACGCGAUGAAUGGUAGUCUAUCAGGCAGCGAGUCGCCCGCUAUUCCUUCGGCCAAGAUGAACUUAUAUUCCAAUGACAUGCACCCCGUUUCGGACGAGCUCUCCAGCCUGCGCAGGGAAAAUGAUGGCCUCAAAUUAGAGCUAGUGAAAAUGAAAAUGAUGCUAAAAGAAAUUGAAAGAUCAAACGCAACAAAGUCAACUGCGAGUAGUCCAAGGACAAUCAUGUCAUCACCUGCCGAUAAGCCGCCUCAGCCUAGAAGAUCAUUCAUGAACUCAGUGUCAAAGAAACUUGGGAGGCUUUACCCUUUUGUCCGCUCAGAUGGAAUGACACCUUCAUACAAAGCUCGAGCGAAACCCGCCAAAGAUCGGCGGCAUUCUAUAUCCUGAGCCAUAGUUUAUUUUCUGAGCUAUGUCAUGUCAUACACUGUAAGGAGUUCAGUUUUUCUUGUUGCUUUGUCUCCAACUCUUGAGAAUGAUUACUAGCUAAGAAUAUGUUUUUUUUGGGGGGUUUUAAUUUUACUACUGUGUCUUGUCCUGCUCUGUAUGGAAGAUUGUUGUAAAUAAUAACUAUGUUUUUGUGUAAGAUGAAUAUUUUAAUAAUGGGUGGAAGAAUGUAAAGGGAGUGGAAUCAUUCAAAGUAUUUUGAUUUUUGUGA